AUUUCACUGUUCACAGGAGUGAAUGCAAGUAGGGUAUGUACAAAUGGUGUUUGUUUCAGAUGACACAAAUAAUGCCCCAUCUAUUCAAAUCAGACAAAUAGAGAAGGCAUGGAAAGUUGGGAGAGUUCCUCUAUAGAGAGGCAAAGACAAUAUUCUUGAUAUAUAAUAACACUUUGACCUAAAAAAAAAAGUAAUUUUGAUUUAAAAUUGGCUAUCUUGGAAAUCAGAACAAAUCGGCAUAUUUUCCAGUUAUUGUGAUCUUUUGUAUGAAAAUUUAAAUUGUUUUGCUUGUUGUGUUACUAAGCCAAGAGGUUCACAAAACCAAUCUCAAAACAAAUGUGAUGAUUGUUUUGAACAGGUUGUAAUUUGAUAGAAUUUUUUUUUUCAGUGCUCCUUGAUAAGCAUGCAGAAUUCUUCAUGUUUACCUGUUUGCUUUCUGAAAUUUUAUUUUUUCCCUUUUGCAAGUACAGUAAUUUACAGGCGUAAAUCUUUAAUUACAGCGCUGUUUUGAAACACCUAGAAGUGACUCCUUCCUGCUUAUUUUGUUGCCUUGUAUCCAAAGCAGGACAGAGAAAAGCUGUCAAAAACAUUUCCUCAGAAAAGCUCAUUGCGGCUGGAAUUUAAUACUCUGUAUUGUGCUCAUGGUUAUAAACAGUGACCCAGAAGCAAACGUGACUUUUUUCUUUUUUUUUUAAGAGAAGUGCAGAGUUCACUUACUGUGUUUGCUCAGUCUGUGGUUAUGUGACUGUUUUAAUCUGUCUUGCGCCUGACUCCUGCUGAAAGGAGCAUUUCUCACUGCCUCUCCCUCUGCUGACCAUAGCAACUGUGUGGUGAGUUGGGUCAUGGACUUAAUCCAGAUGAAAACUAACCUAGGAAAAAUAAAUGGUUGGUUUUCAAAUAGAUGGGGUCUUGGUCCAUCUCACUGCACAGCUGUAUCCACAAUAAUGCCGACAGAGAAGGAGGUGUGGAAGCAUGCACCUGUAUGUUUGCGUAUUGGCAGACCGGUUUAUCAUGGUUUGAAGUGGUCACAUGGCGAAGACCUUAGAGACUUCUGCGUUUAAGAAUUCAUCUGUCUGCACUGGACAGUACCGAACCAUACAAAGGUGGUUGAUGACCAGAAGCAGAAGUUAUCUGGUCUGUAUAGUGUUUGCCAUUCAUUGCAGCAGUUUAAUAAUGCGAGUCUCUCACACCAGGGUAAGAGAUAGAGUUAAGUUGGGGAAUAGAUCAGGAAAAAAACCAUUCACAAUGUUUUCUGCUGUAUUUAUUUAGCAUAAAUGAAGACUUGGCUAACACUGUGUGGUUUGCAGGAGUUCAUUUGAGCAGUAGCCUAAAAUGACUGCAGAGGAUUUUAAUUCAUUUGGACAUACAGAGAGCAGUCCCAGCAGAAUAAUGUCCUUGUAAGCAUCCAUUUUUAUAAGAAGUUGCACGUCAUGGUGAGAUCAGGCUUACGCACGAAUUUAGUGAGAAAUACGAUCCUUACUUUGUAUGUGUUUUGAAAAUACUUCGGGGAGCCUGAAGAGAUUGUAUCAGUGACAGCCACACACACUGGGUAUGCGGUCUUCAUAAUUUUUGCACAUCUCUAUGCUGUUGUCUAUCUGUUUGGUUUUUUGUUUGUUUGGUUUUUUUUUUUUUAAGGCAAAGUGGAACUUCACGUCAGGUAAUUUUUACUGUAUACCUGAUUCAGCAAAGUACAGAUGCAACUAAAUCCCGGAAAAGGUGGUAGGUAGGACAGUUUGCUUGAGUUUGCUUACGAGCGCUGCAGUGUAACUGUUACAGUAUGUUUUCCUGGCAGUGGGAGUAAGACCCCAAGGAAAUGUAGAACAAGGCAGUUCUCCACUCGGGUAAAGCCGUGUUUGCUCUGGUCUCUUUAUCCACUGCCUUAGCUAGCUUUUUCUUUGGGAAGGGGGAGGAGGAGAGGGAGGACUCAAGGAAGGCUGCCCAGUUGUGGUUGAUGAGGUACUGAAGGAAAACCAGGCUGUACCGGGACUGCCUGACCUGACCUCCCGCGUGCUGGGUGCCCUGCUGAAGGCAGCCUUCCCCUGCCAUGGGCAGCCUGGUUCUGCUGGGUGUUCUCUCUAGGGAAGCUGCAUCACCAAGCAGUUCUGCUUUUGACAAUUGCUUUUAUUUAACCUGACUGACCUGAGCAGCUUUGCUUUGUUCAGAUGCUAUACUUAAUAUUUCUGUAUCCUUGGUUUUGUGGAGAAACUGUACUAAGCUUUUGGCCUGUACCUUGUGCAAGGGGUUUCAGUGUCAAAGCUGUACUACACAUCACUAAAAUUCCAGGACUAGAGGAAAUGGCCAUUUAGAACUGAAAUGGAGUUUUCCUUGACAUUUUUCUGCUUCCUGGGUGAAAUCUUUUGCAGAUACUUAAUACUGAUACUGAAAUAUGCUGGAAACCUAAUGGGCUGAACGAUGGUGUUUGAAUGUUGUUUACAAAUGAAUGAUAAUACCUAGAUACAGCCCUGAAGUUACUAACCAAAGCGUAGAAGCUUUCAACAAAACUCCGUAAAACCUAACAUGUAGUAAAUAUUUUGUGAUGUGUGAUUUCCAGCGUAAUAUAAGGAGUUAAAUAUAAACUGGUUUUGUACCCAGGGAAGUAAAAUAGGAGUUUCAGAGCAGUAGAAUGACAUGACUUUUCUGGCCUCCUAUGCCGAGUAUCUCGUUUUUCAGCAAGCUGUCUUUUAAAUGGUUUUUUCCUGCCUUCUGCAGUUUUGUUCCUGUAAAAAUGAAUUGUUUCAAGACCUAGGGAAGCUUUGGGAAGGGUGCGCAAAAACAAACAGCUUGUGUCAGAGAGCAUAAUCCUGAUUUGUUCUGUUUUGCUGCCCCCACUGUUAACUUCAGAAUGUGUUGCCACCAUAAACGUGGGACAAACUUGCACUUGACAGUAGUAACACUGCAGUGCAGCCAGUGCUGGAAUUCAAAAAUAGGCUGUCAUUCAGGUUUUACACUUCUCACCUGAAACCUAAUACUGUUUGGGGAAUGUCUUAGUAAACUGUAGGCAGAAGAGCUAAAAGGAGUGAAAUUCACUGCUGCUUUCUUUUUAAACAGGCAGGUGAAUAAUACCUUUUUUCUCUCCCUUCAAGAAGUCUGUUUAGUGAUAUGCAAAUACCUGAUAUUGAUAAAACUACAGUUGCAGCUUGCAAGUAAUGCUAUUUAUUAUAAACCAGUGUCACUAGGCACAAACUUUAGGAAUAGACUACUACACUUAAAAGCCCUCUCUGUUUAGGUGCUUUCAGAACUCAUUCAACUUGCUGUGUUACUGGAUGGAAGGCUUUUUCUGCAUUGUUUGGAAUUAUGCAUAUAACUUUUUUCCUAUCACACUAGUAUCUACUACUUCUCUGAAGAAGUCUUUGUUGCAAAGUGAAUCCAUCUGUUCAUACCCUGAUGCUUAUCAGCCCUGCUCCAGGGCCGUUACAUCAGUCUCCAUUUGUUGGUGUUCCACUUGGUGCAUGUUGUUAGGACUUCUUGGAUGCUUACUUUAUCCCUGUGGCGAGGGAAAAGUACAGGUAAUAUCAGAAUAAAUUGUGGGAGGUUUUGUGGAAGAUGGCACCGCUCACAUUAGCUUGUUCUGUAUCCUCACCCAAGUUAACGCCAUUCUAAUGACCCAGUGUGAAGCCCUGUUCUGAUGGGACAGGCUUUAGUGGGGCUUUGACAAAGUCUUAAGGUAGUGCACAGAGCAAUCUUAAAAGAGGUAAUUUUGCUAGUGGUUUUUUUAAUGGCAGUGAAUCUCUGAGCACUUCAUGGAUGCAAAUUCAGUUCCGUCUUCUGCCUUGUAAUGCAGGAGUAGCCCACCGAAGCCAGAGCAGCGAAGGAGUGAGUUCACUCAGCAGUUCUCCAUCUAACAGCCUUGAAACACAAUCUCAGUCUCUCUCUCGAUCUCAGAGCAUGGAUAUUGAUAGUGUCUCCUGUGAGAAAAGUAUGUCCCAGGUAGAUGUGGAUUCAGGAAUUGAAAACAUGGAGGUUGAUGAGAGCGAUCGCAGAGAGAAAAGGAGUCUGACGGAUAAGGAACCUCUGUCUGGGUCUGAAGUAUCUGAGGAGCAAGCUUUACAGCUGGUCUGUAAGAUCUUCAGAGUCUCUUGGAAGGACCGAGACAGAGAUGUUAUCUUCCUGAAUUCACUCUCUGCCCAGUUUAAGCAGAACCCAAAGGAGGUGUUUUCAGAUUUUAAGGACUUGAUUGGGCAGAUUUUGAUGGAAGUGCUGAUGAUGUCCACCCAGUCAAGGGAUGAAAACCCCUUUGCUAGCCUGACGGCUACAUCGCAACCGAUUGCUGCCGCUGCCCGGUCUCCUGACAGAAGCCUGAUGUUAAACAUGGGCUCUAACCCUGGGAACAGCCCUGUGUUCUGUAACGUGGGCUCCUUUGGUUCCAGUUCGUUAUCCAGUCUCUAUGGGACUAGUCCAGCUCCUACUACCAAUUUCACAAGCUAUGUACCAAUGACUGGUUCAUCUCUUACCCCACCAGCCAGUUCAGUUGCCACUGCAUCUGUGCCUUCCAUUACUGUCAGCUCUCACCUCACAGCAACAAGCCCUUCUUGGAUGCAGUCUGCUUCUCCGAGGUACCGGCCAUACACCGUUGCCCAUUCUGGAGGCUUUUCAGCUUCUUCCAUCCCACGUUCCUUGAAUAUUUCCAUCCCAUCUAGUUCACCAAGUCCUCCAGCCAUGGCUGCUAGCCCUCCAGCCAUGCCAGUCAUCACAUCCAGACAGAGACCCACAGCAGUGGGUCCACCUUUGUUUACUGCUUCACCCAGUACCUUGCGCAGGCGUUCUUCUUUACUGAACAGGAUUCCUUCUAGUAUGGGAGGCUCUGGCAGCUCAAGUGUUUCAGAUUCCUGCAGUGACCACUUCACCAUUGAAAAUUGUAAGGAGACAGAGAUGCUGAACUACCUCAUUGAGUGUUUUGACAGAGUUGGGAUAGAGGAGAGAAAAGCACCAAAGAUGUGUAGCCAGCCAACAGUUAGCCAGUUACUGAGCAACAUCCGAUCACAAUGCAUUUCACAUGCUGCUUUGGUGCUACAGGGAUCCUUAACACAACCAAGGUCAUUGCAGCAGCAGUCUUUGCUGGUACCAUAUAUGCUGUGUAGGAACCUCCCAUUUGGCUUCAUCCAGGAAUUGGUGAGAACAACUUACCAGGAUGAGGAGGUGUUCAAACAGAUCUUUAUUCCCAUCUUACAAGGCUUGGCUGUAGCUUCCAAAGAGUGCUCCCUUGAUAGUGACAAUUUUAAAUACCCCCUUAUGGCACUAUGUGAACUUUGUGAAAUCAAGUUUGGGAAAACACACCCUAUGUGCAGUUUGGUUGUCUCUUUGCCCUUGUGGUUGCCUAAAUCUUUAAGCACAGGUGCAGGAAGAGAGCUGCAAAGACUUUCCUAUCUAGGAGCCUUCUUCAGUCUCUCUGUCUUUGCUGAAGAUGACAACAAAGUAGUUGAAAAGUACUUCUCAGGACCUGCCAUUACUCUUGAAAACACCCGGGUUGUUAGCCAGUCUUUGCAACAUUACCUGGAAUUAGCAAGGCAAGAGCUGUUCAAGAUUCUACAUAGUAUUUUACUGAAUGGUGAAACUCGAGAAGCCGCUCUCAAUUACAUGGCAGCUGUUGUCAACGCCAACAUGAAAAAGGCACAAAUGCAGACAGAUGAUCGUUUGGUAUCUACAGAUGGCUUUAUGCUCAACUUCCUAUGGGUACUACAGCAACUAAGUACGAAGAUAAAGCUGGAAACUGUUGAUCCCAUGUACAUAUUUCAUCCCAGGUGUCGUAUUGACCUCCCAACAGAUGAGACCAGAGUGAAAGCAACAAUGGAGGAUGUUACAGCCUGGAUUGCUGAACUUUGCAGGGAUCCGUCUCCAUUUUCUGAGCCGAAAUUCCCAACAGAAUGUUUCUUCUUAACCCUGCAUGCCCAUCAUCUCUCAAUCCUGCCAAGCUGCCGUCGGUACAUACGUAGACUGCGGGCCAUCAGGGAGCUCAACAGGACUGUUGAAGAUUUGAAGAACAAUGAAAAUCAAUGGAAGGAUUCUCCUCUGGCUACCAGGCAUAGAGAAAUGCUGAAACGUUGCAAGACACAGCUUAAGAAACUAGUGAGGUGCAAGGCUUGUGCAGAUGCUGGUUUGCUGGAUGAAAACUUUCUCAGGAGAUGCCUGAAUUUCUAUGGCAUGGUGAUACAGCUGAUGCUUCGCAUUCUUGACCCUGGCUAUCCCAACAUUAAAUUGCCUUUAACUCCUGAAGUUCCGAAGGUAUUUGCAGCAUUGCCGGAGUUUUACGUGGAAGAUGUUGCUGAAUUUUUAUUUUUUAUUGUACAAUAUGCUCCUCAGGUGCUUUAUGAGCCCUGUACUCAGGACAUAGUGAUGUUCCUUGUUGUGAUGCUGUGCAACCAGAACUACAUCCGAAAUCCUUAUUUAGUAGCCAAGCUGGUGGAAGUGAUGUUCAUGACAAAUCCAGCUGUUCAGCCCCGGACACAAAAGUUCUUUGAAAUGAUUGAGAAUCAUCCUCUCUCCACUAAAUUGUUAGUUCCCUCCUUGAUGAAGUUUUACACAGAUGUUGAACAUACUGGAGCCACUAGCGAAUUCUAUGACAAGUUUACGAUCCGCUAUCACAUUAGCACCAUUUUCAAAAGCCUCUGGCAGAAUAUAGCUCACCAUGGUACAUUUAUGGAAGAGUUCAACUCUGGGAAGCAGUUUGUUCGCUACAUCAACAUGCUGAUAAAUGACACCACUUUCUUGCUGGAUGAGAGUCUGGAGUCCCUAAAACGUAUCCAUGAAGUGCAAGAGGAGAUGAAGAAUAAAGAACAAUGGGACCUGCUGCCCAGGGAUCAGCAACAGGCUCGGCAAUCACAGCUAGCUCAGGAUGAGCGUGUGUCUCGUUCAUAUCUUGCUCUGGCAACAGAAACUGUUGAUAUGUUCCAUAUCCUUACCAAGCAGGUUCAAAAGCCUUUUCUCAGACCUGAACUUGGACCACGAUUGGCUGCUAUGUUGAACUUUAACUUACAGCAACUGUGUGGCCCCAAGUGCCGUGACCUGAAAGUUGAAAACCCUGAGAAAUACGGGUUUGAACCAAAGAAGCUGUUGGACCAACUGACUGACAUUUAUCUACAGCUAGAUUGUGCUCGCUUUGCUAAAGCAAUUGCUGAUGAUCAGAGGUCCUACAGUAAAGAGCUCUUUGAGGAGGUUAUCUCAAAGAUGAGAAAGGCUGGAAUCAAGUCAACCAUAGCAAUAGAGAAAUUCAAACUGCUGGCAGAGAAAGUGGAGGAAAUUGUUGCCAAGAAUGCCCGCGCAGAAAUUGAUUACAGCGAUGCUCCAGAUGAAUUUAGAGAUCCACUUAUGGACACUCUGAUGACUGAUCCUGUGAGGUUGCCAUCCGGAACUAUUAUGGACAGGUCAAUCAUACUGAGGCAUCUGUUGAAUUCUUCCACUGAUCCUUUCAAUCGUCAGACGCUGACAGAAAAUAUGCUGGAACCAGUGCCAGAACUUAAAGAGCAAAUCCAAGCCUGGAUGAGAGACAAGCAGAAUGCUGACCAUUAAAAAUUCCCUUGCAGUGCACGCCAACACCAAUGGGAAGAAAAGGGCGUGGGCUGUUCUGGUAAUAGUGGAGCAGAUACACUUUGAAAGCUGUUGAUGGGAUUAGCACGCCCACUGGCACUGACUUGCUGUAGUGACCAGAAGCAUGUGGACAAGGAGAAAAGCGGCUUAAUUCUUGUACAUAUAUUUAAGUGAUAAUGAUGGUCAAUAACAUGGAGGACAAGCUAGGAAGUUGCUUAUGUUACAAAACUGUCCUUCAAUAUGUCACGUUUUGGAGUUUUUACAGCUGAAUUAUUUUAGCAGAAAUGAAUGGAUCAGGGCAGCAUCCCUUCAACCUUAUUUUUUACAGCCAGAUAUCCGUUAAUUUGAUUGUGGUUAGAACCUUGGACGUUUUGCUGCUAAAGUAACUUUUCUUCCUCUUUCCCUCCCUUCUUUCUCUUCCACCCAUCAAACCUGCACUGCUGACUUUUUUUUUGUAAUGCAAAAAAAAAAAAUCCCUGUGAAAAACAAAAUCAUUCCCCUGCCCUCAAAAGAACAUAUUCUGUGCGAUAACUGUGCCUGCAACAAAGUGUUAAUCUCGGGAUCGUAUUUUUUAUAUUACACAUAUUUGCAUAUUUGGUUUUUAAUUGGUGUUAGACACAAGGAUAAUCUAAAAAAUGCAAAGCCUUCACACAUGGAUUUUAAUUCCUCUUCUUUGGAAUGUCCCUUUUCUUUGUGUUUAUCUAGAUGCUCUGGUAUUUUUGAAAAGCCUUGAGGUAGGACUAUGUUAAAACAGCUGCCAUGAAAGAGAUGCUUGGGAAUACCAGGAUUUCAGUGACUAUUUAAAAAUUAAAAUUCAUUCUUUCAAUGCUGCAGAUAUGAUAUAUGCUAAAUGACAGUUCUGAGCCAUUAGAGCUUGUCUGCAGAGAGCAGAUCCUUUUAUUCUUAGAGGCUGCAGUUUUGGGCAGGGGUCAUUUUUUUUAUGUUGCAUACCAAUUUGUAUCCAUGGCUUGGCCUUACCAAAGCAGAAAGGGUGCAGGAAAUGUAGAAUUACAUUUUUAAGAAAAAAAAAAAAAAUAUUCACAAACAUUUUUGUAUUACUGCCCCCUGCAUAUGAUACUUGAAUUUCCUUUUUAAAAAGGAUUUGAAACCAGUGUUUUAAAAUUAAGUCUGAAAAAAGGUUGUUCUUUUAUUUGUUUUUCGCUGUGUCUUCUGUUCAGUUCCUCUCUUGAACUACAAUAAAUGAUACACACUCACACAAAA
This is a messenger RNA of Falco peregrinus (peregrine falcon), 8742 nucleotides long. It is a transcript of the gene UBE4B, whose product is annotated as ubiquitination factor E4B. Gene Ontology annotation, cellular component: nucleus; ubiquitin ligase complex; cytoplasm. NCBI's taxonomy places the organism in Eukaryota, Metazoa, Chordata, Aves, Falconiformes, Falconidae. The coding region runs from base 3745 to 7503 and encodes 1252 amino acids. The record is from RefSeq and is a predicted model, not a curated record. Gene Ontology annotation, molecular function: ubiquitin-ubiquitin ligase activity. Gene Ontology annotation, biological process: protein polyubiquitination. The transcript is spliced from 27 exons.